This is a messenger RNA of Indicator indicator, 3163 nucleotides long. It is a transcript of the gene MAN2B2, whose product is annotated as mannosidase alpha class 2B member 2. The transcript is spliced from 19 exons. Gene Ontology annotation, molecular function: alpha-mannosidase activity; carbohydrate binding. Lineage: Eukaryota; Metazoa; Chordata; Aves; Piciformes; Indicatoridae. Gene Ontology annotation, cellular component: lysosome. Gene Ontology annotation, biological process: mannose metabolic process. The record is from RefSeq and is a predicted model, not a curated record. Bases 4 to 3051 code for a protein of 1015 amino acids.
GCCAUGAGUCCCCGGCUCCUGCUGCUUCUGUUCUGCAGCCUCCCCGUUCUCCCAUGGGCCGGCGGCCAGGAGUUGCUGCGGGCCUGGGUAGUCGCCCACAGCCACAUGGACGUCGGCUGGAUUUACACGGUGCAGGAAAGCAUGCAUGCUUAUGCAGCAAAUGUCUACACAUCUGUUGUAGAAGAGCUAACGAAAGGAAAGCAACGCAAAUUUAUUGCUGUGGAGCAGGAAUUCUUUAGGCUCUGGUGGGAUGGAGUAGCCACAGAUAAGCACAAGCAGCAGGUCCAUCACUUGCUUCAGGAGGGACGACUGGAAUUUGUCAUUGGAGGGCAAGUGAUGCAUGAUGAAGCUGUGACACUAAUUGAUGAUCAGAUUUUACAGUUGACGGAAGGCCAUGGAUUUUUGUAUGAAACUUUUGGGAUCAGGCCUCAGUUUUCUUGGCAUGUUGAUCCUUUUGGAGCUUCAUCUACAACACCAACUCUUUUUGCUCUGGCUGGUUUUAAUGCUCACCUUAUUUCUCGAAUUGAUUAUGAUCUGAAGACUGACAUGCAGAAAAACAAGAAGCUUCAGUUUGUAUGGCGAGGCUCUCCUUCCUUAUCUGAAAGACAGGAGAUCUUCACCCAUGUUAUGGAUCAGUACAGCUACUGCACCCCAUCACAAAUACCUUUUUCAAACAGAUCAGGAUUUUAUUGGAAUGGAAUUGCAGCUUUCCCAGAUCCACCAAAAGAUGGUGUAUAUCCAGACAUGAGUGUUCCUGUUACAGAUACUAACAUCCAUUUGUAUGCACAAACCAUGGUGGCAAACAUUAAGGAGAGAGCAGCCUGGUUCCGAACAAGUGAUGUUUUGUGGCCGUGGGGCUGUGACAAACAGUUCUUUAAUGCAUCUGUUCAGUACUCCAACAUGGACCUGUUGUUGGAUUAUAUUAACAAACAUUCUGAUGAGUUUGGAGUGACUGUCCAGUAUGCCACUGUUGGUGAUUACUUCCAAGCACUUUAUAGCAGAAAUCUUACCUGGGAAGUUCGGGACUCUCAAGACUUUCUUCCGUAUUCAACAGAGCCAUUUCAGGCAUGGACUGGGUUUUACACUUCUCGGAGCACAUUAAAAGGAAUUGCAAGGAGAGCAAGUUCACUGCUUUAUGCUGGAGAGUCCUUUUUUACACAGUAUGUUCAGAAACACCCAGCAAGCUCUAUUUGCAAGUGUAGAGCCUUAAAACAACUUCAGAGCCUUAGAUGGGCAGUUUCUGAGGUCCAGCACCAUGAUGGUAUAACAGGCACGGAGUCUCCCAAGGUGAAGGACAUGUACAUGAAUAACUUGAUGUAUGGAAUGUUCAAUGUAAAGAAGCUAAUGGCUUCCAUAAUCUUUGACAUGAACAAUGCAAAGAAGAAUGGAGAGGUCUAUUCUUCUGUUUACAAUCAAGACUCAGGAAUGCCAGGUGCUACAGAUGUUGAUCAAUACGUUGUUGUCUAUAAUCCACUGGCCUGGAACAUCACUACCUUUGUCACAGUUUCUGUCAGUGACAUGGCAAUGAGUGUGUAUGAUGAACUGGGACGGUCUGUACCAGCACAGAUUCAAAGCCCUGUGGAGUCCAGUUCUACAUAUGAUCUCUAUAUUCUUGUUGAAAUAAGUGGUCUGAGCUACAGAAAAUACUAUGUUAAAGCCUUGACUGGUGAGCAGUCUGCCUUUAUUGGGAGAUCAGUCAAGUACAAACGAAAAGACCUCACUCGUGCAGGUCGAGAACGUCGACAAUUGCUUCCUGUGGUUAACAACUGCUACCAGGUCUUGUUUGACCAGAGCACAAAUCUAAUGCACAGCAUUACAGAGAGGCAGACUAACCAGACUGUCCAGCUGACCCAGGAGUUCCUUGAGUACCAUGUGAAUGGAAAUGUGACAAAGGGACCCAUUUCAGAUAACUACUUAUUUGCCCCAAAUGCUUCAGCUGUUCCAGUAUCAAAAGCAGUGGGAUUGGAAGUGGUUUUUGGCAACUUGGUGACAGAGAUCCGUCAGUAUUUCUAUAGUAACAUGACAGCUCAGGACUACACCUAUGCAGUGUAUACCAGGAUGUAUACAGUACCAGAAGGCUACGAUGGGAAAUUGCUUUGCCAUAGGAUAGAGCAGGAGUACAGCGUUGGGCCUUUGGACUUCAAUCGUGAAGCAGUUCUAAGAACCAGCACCAAUUUGAACACCAGGCACCUACUCUACACUGACAGCAAUGGAUACCAGAUUCAGAAAAGACCAUUCAAGGCAUAUGUGAAUAACACAGUGGCUCGGAACUAUUAUCCUGUGGUCCAGACUGCCUACAUUGAAGAUGAUACCACAAGGCUGAUGCUCCUUGCAGAAAGAGCUCAUGGUGUCUCCAGUCAAGGAAAUGGACAAGUGGAGGUGAUGCUUCACAGGAGACUGUGGAACAACCUUCAGUGGGAUCUGAAUAACAAUCUCACUUUGAAUGACUCCUCUGUGGUUCGCCCUGUGAUUUGGCUUAUUUUAGGAUCCAAGGCUGUCACCAAUAUUUUGUAUCGGACGAGUGGACUGCUGUUGGAACACAGGCCAGUGGUAAUGUUUGGAGCAUUACCAGGAGAUAAACCAUGGCUACCCAGACAACAUCAGCAGAAUUCAGUCCACAGUUCAGCUGUAACUCUCCCACCUAAUCUUCACCUUCAGACCCUGAGCAUUCCAGGGUGGAGAUACAGCUCUAAUCAUUCUGAACAGGUCCAUGACAUCCACGUGGGUAAACAGAAGCAAGGUGAUGCAGACUUCAGUCGUGUUCUGCUAAGAAUUAGGCACUUGUAUGAAGCUGGAGAGGAUCCUGUGCUGUCUCAACCUGUGAUGGUAAAUCUCAAGUCUUUGCUAAAGGGAUUAGGAUCAGUGGUGGCAGUGGAAGAGCGAUCACUCACGGGCACCUGGGAUAUCAACACUUUGAAGCGGUGGAAAUGGAAGACUGCACAAUAUCCAAGCAAAGGACUCUUCAGCAUCACAGAGACCACAGACAACUGCACAGUAACUGUUCACCCUAAGGAAAUAAGGACUUUCUUUGUGUAUUUUCAAGGUCAAUAAAGUUCCAUGUUGUAUUUCAGGAGUGAACUUGUCAAAGCUUCCAAUUUUUGUUUCAAGACAGGAAGGAGUGAUGAUCUUGAAAAACAUUGUACUGCUGUUAAUGAAAUAGUCA